AACGCGACCCUGUUUUAUAUCGCCUUCCUCUCAAUGAAAAUAGACCAUUGAGAAGGUUGUUGUCAAAGGCUACGUUUCUGCUGUACACAGACUCAAGAGUACCUUUAGAGAUCUUGUCAUUUAGCGUUAGGCCCCAGGAUUUAUUCGGAAGAGAACUAUGGUAGCCGUAUGACAAGCAGUCAGAGGAUUAAGGAGAAAACAUGUUGGGGAUAAGUUUAACGCUGCGCACCUCGGCCUGUCUGGCUGGAGCGAUCAUCAUCGGGACUUACGUUAUAUUCGGCGGCCCAGGCGACAGCAGGAAGAAGAGGAGACGCAAAGGCUAUCAGGAGCUGCGCUGAGGAGAGUGGGCCACCGCCUUCUCCCCUGUUCAUCUGGAAUACCCUUCAUUCUACUCAGUAUACAAUACUGACUAUGUCACAGACUAGAGGGUCUGUGCACAUAAGGGAUACCAGGGUGGAAUCCAAGCAAGUUACACUGGACAUCUCUAGUAUGGACUGGUGUGAGAUUAACACCAUCCCUGGCUUGGCAAAUGUAGGCAACUCGUGUUUCCUAAACGCUCUCGUUCAGUCAUUAGCAUCAUGCCCCCUUUUCAUCAACUGGCUGACAUCCAAGCUCAGGGAUCCAUCUCCCCCUUUGGUGACAGCUCUUCACGACCUUCUGAAAGUGUUAAACAAUGAUGGAGGCCAUGGAGGGGAUGCAUGUGCAGGUGAAGUGAUGCGUGCUCUCAGGGCCCAUGGUUGGGUAAUCUCUGCAGAGGAACAAGACACACAUGAACUCUUUCAUGCCCUGACAGCCACCUUGGAUGAAGAACUAGGAAAUGUCCUCACAACACCCUCACUCCUUGAUGUCUCAUGGAUGGAGGAAAGUGAAACUAACAUAUAUGAGGAAGGUGUUUUGCUCAAGGCUGCAUCAGUGGAGUAUUUGAAUAGAGAUUAUAGCAUCAAGAAGGUGAAUGGUGUAGAGAUGAAUGGAAAUGCAGAUUGUACUGCAAUGGAUAACAACUAUGUGAAAAGUGGCAAAAAUGCGGAUAAAUCAGAUUCCUUUUCCAGUGCAGAUAUGACUGUUGCUGAUCAGAACUGUGAUAAUUUUAGCCUAGGAAGGAAUGAUUCUGCCAAAAAUGGUGCUGUGAUGAAUGCAAAUGGGUCAGAUUCUUAUGUAAGCAAUCCAGGUUGUGAAAAUGAAAGUUGUAAAUAUCAGAACAAUGUAGAUAGUAAGAAUGAUACAGAUAAUAUAUAUGUGAAUGGAGAACAUAGCGAAGAAGACAUACAUAAUGGGAAAACUAAUAGUACCAAAGAGUCUAGUGAAAUAUCUAACCAGAGUUCUCAGAUGGAAGACUGUGCCAACCAUUCAUAUGAGAGUAAUAAACCUAGUGACAGAAGAAAUAGUGAUGAGCCAGACAGAGGAUCUGUGGCUCCUCCGACUAUCCCCCGAAGAGAAGAUUUGGAAAAGGCUUCAGUCGAAAGGUACUGGAAAACCCGCCCAGAUCAGCAGGAUAGCCCAUUCAGAGGAUAUUUAGCUAGCCAGCUCCAGUGUAUAUUAUGUGGUCAUAAGAAUCCUGCUCAGUGGUCAAGCUUUGAGUCUAUAUCUCUUUCACUGCCAUCUGUACCUUGGGGUGAAGUGACCUUACAGGAACUUUUAGACUGUUAUAUUACCCAAGAAAAAGUUACAGAUGUUACCUGUGACAACUGCACCAAGAAAGCUGGCUGUACAAUCAAGACAUCAUUUACAAAGCAACUUACUAUAGGAAAGCUCCCAGACUGUUUGUGCUUUCACGUAAAACGCACAAUAUGGUUAGAAAAUGGAACCGCCAUUAAAAGACGGGACCACGUCAUUUUUCCAGAGUUCCUGACCAUGGAUCCGUACACCUACACUACCUCUAUUACAGCACAGGUACAGCAGGACAGUUUGCAGGAUAGCUCUCAUCACAGCCAUUCCACUUCUGAAAGAAAUGGUGGAUCAAACCUAUCGUCAGAUUGGUCUGCAAAUAAUUUUGAUCACCAGUCUCUUUCCAUCUUGAGUAAACACGCAACCUCCAGUCAACUAGAACCCAGCUCAUUUGUUCAUGUGUCAAGAGUGCGGUGUGAACAGCUGUAUAGACUGAAAGCGGUUAUUGUCCAUGUUGGAGAUGUCUUCUGUGGACAUUUUGUGACAUACCGUCGAGGAGCGAUAGGUUCACGCACGAGGAACAGAUGGUUCUACGCAUCAGAUCUCUUAGUGAGGGAAGCAAGUUUGGAAGAAGUGAAGAAAGCUCACAUCUACAUGAUACUCUAUGAGAAAGUAACACAGUAACUAUUGAUGCACCCAGAAGAGCAUUAUGGUAGAUAUAGAAGUUGGAAGAAAAAAUAAAAAGAGAAGACAUUUUACCAACUUUGCUUUGUCUGAAGAAAAUUGAAUGAUGUGAUAUGUUACAGGCCGUUAAAGGUCAAACUCUUCAAAGUUCUUCCAGUUUUUUGCUUGGGAUGUUUUUAACAAAUGUGUAUUUUAGCUUUAUUUAUAUAUUACUAGAUCAAUAAGAUUGGCAAUGAUCAAGAAGUAUAUUUAAUUUUAUACUUGCAUAGCAAAACAUCUUUUAUAUUAUUGUAAUGAAGAUACAAAAUAUUUUAGUAAUGAUAAUGCAUAUUAAACAAGAAAAUGCUGGUAGAUUUAAGAAAGAUAUAUGAAAUCACUUCAUUGGCAGAAGUGUAUAAAUAAUAAAUGUAUCUCAUGUGCCAUACUUUUUCCCUUUUGGCCUCCAAAGCUUCAAGUUAUUUUAUAAUAAGCUCAUAUGGGAGUUCAGCAAUAUCAGAGAAUCACAAGAGAAACUAGAUUUGAUAUCAACACUUUGAAUGUAUUAUAAGUAUUAAUCAAAAUAGCCAUCAAUAACAGUUGCAGCAAGGACCACUAUGUUCAUAUUAAUAUUUAGAGAUCUGUAUUGAUCUGCUGAUAUAAAGGACUAUACAGA
Messenger RNA from Penaeus chinensis, 2941 nucleotides. It is a transcript of the gene Usp30, whose product is annotated as ubiquitin carboxyl-terminal hydrolase 30-like. Gene Ontology annotation, biological process: protein deubiquitination. Gene Ontology annotation, cellular component: nucleus; cytosol. Lineage: Eukaryota; Metazoa; Arthropoda; Malacostraca; Decapoda; Penaeidae. The record is from RefSeq and is a predicted model, not a curated record. The transcript is spliced from 10 exons. Gene Ontology annotation, molecular function: cysteine-type deubiquitinase activity; cysteine-type endopeptidase activity. Bases 412 to 2289 code for a protein of 625 amino acids.